Neltuma alba is the source of this 1253-nucleotide messenger RNA. Its product is annotated as mitochondrial thiamine diphosphate carrier 2-like. The transcript is spliced from 6 exons. NCBI's taxonomy places the organism in Eukaryota, Viridiplantae, Streptophyta, Magnoliopsida, Fabales, Fabaceae. The record is from RefSeq and is a predicted model, not a curated record. Bases 47 to 811 code for a protein of 254 amino acids. Gene Ontology annotation, biological process: transmembrane transport.
UGUUAGGUGUUUUUUUCCAAGCAAUGCACCUAGUGAUCCCAAUCAAAUGGGUUUUUGGCGGGGCAAUGUGCCAGCAUUACUCAUGGUUAUGCCAUAUACGGCCAUACAAUUUACAGUUUUACAUAAGUUGAAGACUUUCGCAUCUGGUUCUUCCAAGACAGAGAAUCACAUUCAUUUGAGCCCAUAUUUAUCCUAUGUCAGCGGGGCAUUAGCUGGGUGUGCGGCUACCGUAGGGUCAUAUCCCUUUGAUCUGCUCCGAACUAUAUUGGCUUCUCAAGGUGAACCCAAGGUAUAUCCAAAUAUGAGAUCAGCAUUCCUUGAUAUAGUCAGGACUCGUGGCUUACAAGGCUUGUAUGCUGGAUUAUCACCUACACUAGUUGAGAUUAUACCCUAUGCAGGCCUACAAUUUGGCACCUAUGAUACAUUUAAGCGUUGGACCAUGGCAUGGAAUCGUUACAGAUAUUCCAAUACAAGCUUGUCCUCUAUAGAAGAUGGCCUCUCUAGCUUUCAGCUUUUUAUUUGUGGACUGGCCGCUGGGACGUGUGCCAAACUCGUCUGUCAUCCACUUGAUGUGGUGAAGAAAAGAUUUCAGAUUGAAGGUCUUCAAAGGCAUCCGAGAUAUGGAGCUCGAGUCGAGCAUCGUGCAUACCGAAACAUGCUUGAUGCUAUGCAACGGAUACUACUGUUGGAGGGUUGGGCUGGCCUAUACAAGGGGAUUGUCCCUUCAACUAUAAAAGCUGCACCUGCAGGUGCUGUAACAUUUGUUGCGUAUGAAUUGACUUCAGAUUGGUUGGAGUCCAUACUGGCAUGAUUUUUGACACUUAUAUUUUUUCUAUGAUUAUUCAAAUCAUUUUUUGGCCAAGCUCUAGAAGUUUAGAUUGUUAAAUCCCUCAUAGGAUAGGAAGAAAGCAAGAUGAACAUGCUGAUUUACUCUAGUCAUACUCGUAUGGGUGAAGCUGAUAAGAUGACAAGUGGUUCUUAUGAUGGAGGGAAGUUCAUAGACAAAGCUGAUCAUAGUAUACUGUUUUUUCUUUUUCUUUUUUUUCUUUAUCCCUGUGGAAACUGUCAAUGGUAGAUUCAUACGGUUCAAAUGGCUCUUAGUAUUGAUGUCAAAUAAAUUUUUUUUUUUUUCAUACAUUGAGUUUGAGAAAUGAGUGUUUAUUUAUUAUUUUAUAAUUGUGAUUUGUUAUUGUAAGUUGAAUUGAAUAUUGAUUUUGAUAUCCAAAAGCAAAUCAAAAGCAAAUUUUGCAAAA